AUGUCCAGCGUUCCUGGUGCCCCCACGUCCCAACCCCAAACUGUUACGAAGAUGUCCAGCGUUCCUUGUGCCCCCACGUCCCAACCCAAACCCAAACUUUUACGAAGGUGUUCUGUAUUCCUGGUGCCACCGCGUCCCAACCCAAAACUGUUACGAAGAUGUCCAGUGUUCCUGGUGCCCCCACGUCCCAACCCCAAACUGUUACCUAGAUGUCUAGAUGUCAGCAUUCCUGGUAGAUGUCCCCACGUCCCAACCCCAAACUGUUACGUAGAUGUCCAGUAUUCCUGGUGCCCCCACGUCCCAACCCCAAACUGUUACGAAGAUGUCCAGUAUUCCUGGUGCCCCCACGUCCCAACCCCAAACUGUUACGAAGAUGUCCAGUGUUCCUGGUGCCCCCACGUCCCAACCCCAAACUGUUACGAAGAUGUCCAGUGUUCCUGGUGCCCCCACGUCCCAACCCCAAACUGUUACGAAGAUGUCCAGUGUUCCUGGUGCCCCCACGUCCUACCCCAAACUGUUACGAAGAUGUCCAGUGUUCCUGGUGCCCUCACGUCCCACCCCCAAACUGUAAGGAAGAUGUCCAGUGUUCCUUGUGCCCCCACGUCCCAACCCCAAACUGUUACGAAGAUGUCCAGUAUUCCUGGUGCCCCCACGUCCCAACCCCAAACUGUUACGAAGAUGUCCAGUGUUCCUGGUGCCCCACGUCCCAACCCCAAACUGUUACGAAGAUGUCCAGCAUUCCUGGUCCCAACCCCCCCACGUCCCAACCCCAAACUGUUACGAAGAUGUCCAGCAUUCCUGGUGCCCCCACGUCCCAAACCCCAAACUGUUACGAAGAUGUCCAGCAUUCCUGGUGCCCCCACGUCCCAACCCCAAACUGUUACGAAGAUGUCCAGUAUUCCUGGUGCCCCCACGUCCCAACCCCAAACUGUUACGAAGAUGUCCAGUGUUCCUGGUGCCCCCACGUCCCAACCCCAAACUGUUACGAAGAUGUCCAGUGUUCCUGGUGCCCCCACGUCCCAACCCCAAACUGUUACGAAGAUGUCCAGCGUUCCUUGUGCCCCCACGUCCCCUACCCCAAGAUUCAUUUCGGAUGUGAUUUUGUGA
Molecule: messenger RNA, 1107 nt
Organism: Haliotis rubra (blacklip abalone)
Lineage: Eukaryota; Metazoa; Mollusca; Gastropoda; Lepetellida; Haliotidae
Product: proline-rich extensin-like protein EPR1
Exons: 1
Coding region: 1-1107 (368 amino acids)
Source: RefSeq, a predicted model, not a curated record